AUGGAGAUAUCAGAACCCACUAAGUUGAUUUUCUAUGUGAGUCGGGCAUUUGGUCUAGCCCCGUACGUUAUAAAACGAACCGCCAAAGGGCAAAUAGUGGACUAUCGGCGUAAUAUGUUUUUAAUUGCCUACAGUCUUAGCUUGGUGUUUUGUUUGGCUGGACUCACAUAUAAGGGAAUAUUUUUCGACGUCACUUCGAAGAAACCCAUACGUUUCGUUUUCAGAAUGAAAACGGCUACUUCAAAGGUGGUCACGAUUCUGGAUGUAUCGGUCGUGGUAUCAGCCUGCAUUUGUGGUGCACUGAGCGGCAUAUGGGGUUUGCAGUUUGUGCGUGAAUUAAACCAACGUCUUGUUGAGGCAGAUGAAAUGCUCUCCUUAUACAUCAGUGGACGGAACCGAAGCAAACGAAAACAUAAAGGCGUUCUCAUGCUGGGAUUAGUCAGUUUCAUCAUCACUGGAGCAUUGUCGUUGGAUAUCUGGGUCUGGUACAGAAUAGCGGACAAAAUAAAAAAUGAGUACAGCGAUUCAAGUGCGAAUGUGUUGGGUUAUUUUCCAUUCUACUGCCUUUAUUAUAUCCUCAUGAUGUUCCACGUACUGUUCGCACAAGCAGCGUUGGGCAUCGGCAACAGAUAUCGAGACUUGAAUGUAGCCCUAUAUGAAACGUUUCCCGACUUCAACAGAAUGCCACAGAUAGAUGUUUCUCCAAUUUCAUCCAUCAACCUCGAUCCUGGCAGAAGAGUGCCAGUAGACAUCGAAUGUCGAAAGGGUGUUACCAACGUUGUUCAUGGACUUAUGAAACAACGUAACUCACCACGAAGAGUUAUAGCAGACUUAGCUGAAAUACAUGCUUCCCUGUCAUACGGCGUGGUGCUAGUAUCGAAGACCUUUGGUAUUGCUCUGUUAACAGUGCUUGGAUCAUGCUUACUACAUCUGGUUGCAACGUCCUACUUCUUAAUGGUUGAGCUUGUUGGCGAUAAGGACGCCGUCUUUGCGUGGAUUCAAGCCUUAUGGUUAUUCAUCCAUAUGUUCCGGUUCCUGCUGACCAUUGAACCGUGCCACAUUACCAAUACCGAAUGCAAUCGUACGCUCGUCAUCAUCAACAAUUUGCGACGUGCUUGCAAGAAUCCAGAGAUCGUGGAAAGCAUAAACAUGUUUUGGCAGCAACUUGUAGGAAACAAUGUUUCAUUUACAGCUUGUGGGCUUUGCACUAUUGAUCGAAGGAUUAUCACAUCGUACUGCGGAGCGAUUGCUACCUACUUAGUAAUUUUAAUCCAAUUCAAAGAAGCGGACGACAAUUCUCUUAAAACAUCGCAUUGA
Anopheles coustani is the source of this 1317-nucleotide messenger RNA. It is a transcript of the gene Gr43a, whose product is annotated as gustatory receptor for sugar taste 43a. Gene Ontology annotation, biological process: sensory perception of taste. NCBI's taxonomy places the organism in Eukaryota, Metazoa, Arthropoda, Insecta, Diptera, Culicidae. Gene Ontology annotation, cellular component: dendrite; membrane; neuronal cell body. Bases 1 to 1317 code for a protein of 438 amino acids. The record is from RefSeq and is a predicted model, not a curated record. The transcript is spliced from 13 exons.